GAAUUCUUUGACUGGCACUGAAGGAGCGAGGGGGUAUUUUUCCCCCUCAUUUUUUAGUUUUUUUUAUUAUUCUUUUUCUCUAGGAAAUCAUUAACUGGGGGGGGGGUCGGCUUCUUUUUUUCCCUCCCCCCCUUUUUUUGGAGGGGGAUUUCAGAAGAUCCAUCUUUCUUUCCCCUCCCCUCCAAAGAUUUUUUUUUUCAUCCUUCGUCUUUGUGGAAAUGUGGACAUUUCAGGCAGACAGAUUGAGUGGAAUUGUCUCUGCUUUAGCAGCUCUUUGUCUCGCCUGCUGUGCGCAAAGCCCCUCCACUGGAAAUAUUUCUGUGGUGAAAGAGAUUGUGGACAAACUGCUGAAGGGCUAUGACGUCCGCCUCAGGCCUGACUUUGGAGGUAACCCUGUCACAGUGGGAAUGAGCAUCCACAUCUCCAGCAUUGACCAGAUCUCUGAAGUCAACAUGGAUUACACCAUCACCAUGUACUUCCAGCAGAGCUGGCGGGACAAACGCCUGGCCUACAACGACCUUCCUCUCAACCUGACCCUGGACAACCGGGUGGCUGACCAGCUCUGGCUGCCUGACACCUAUUUCCUGAACGACAAGAAGUCCUUCCUGCACGGGGUGACAGUGAAGAACCGCAUGAUUCGGCUCCAUCCUGACGGGACCGUCCUGUACGGCCUGAGGAUCACCACCACGGCCGCCUGCAUGAUGGACCUGCGGAGGUACCCGCUGGACCAGCAGAACUGCACGCUGGAGAUCGAGAGCUAUGGCUACACAGUGGACGACAUUGUCUUCUUCUGGCAAGGGAACGACUCUGCUGUCACAGGGAUGGAGGUGCUGGAGCUGCCCCAGUUCACCAUCAUCGAGCAGAGGCUGGUCAGCAGGGAAGUUGUCUUCACCACUGGUUCGUAUCUGCGCUUAUCCCUGAGUUUCCGGAUUAAGAGGAACAUUGGUUACUUCAUCCUGCAGACCUACAUGCCAUCCAUCCUCAUCACCAUCCUCUCCUGGGUCUCCUUCUGGAUCAAUUAUGAUGCUUCUGCUGCACGAGUGGCACUGGGGGUCACCACGGUGCUUACCAUGACAACCAUCAACACCCACCUGCGGGAGACUCUCCCCAAGAUCCCCUACGUCAAGGCUAUUGAUGUUUAUCUCAUGGGCUGCUUCGUCUUCGUGUUCCUGGCACUCCUGGAAUACGCUUUUGUCAAUUACAUAUUCUUCGGGCGGGGGCCCCGGCAGCAGAAGAAGCAGAGCGAGCGCAUCAGCAAGGCCAACAACGAGCGCCACCGUUACGAGGAGAAGAGGGUGAGAGAGCAGGUUGACCCUUACGGUAACAUCCUCCUCAGCACGCUGGAGAUGAACAACGAGCUGCUGGCCACGGACAUUAUGAGCAACGUGGGCGACUCUCGAAACUCUGUCAUGUCCUUCGAAGGCUCAGGAAUCCAGUUCCGCAAGCCGCUGGCCUCUCGGGAUGGCUUUGGCCACCACCCCACCCUGGACCGCCACGUCCCGCUGACCCACCACGCCGCCGCCGCCCGCAACCGCGCCAACUGCCGCCUGCGCCGGCGGUCGUCCAAGCUGAAGCUCAAAAUCCCAGACCUGACAGACGUCAGCACCAUUGACAAGUGGUCACGGAUCAUUUUUCCAAUCACUUUUGGAUUCUUCAACCUUGUUUACUGGUUGUACUAUGUAAAUUGAUGCCUGCGGCCGCCGAGAGAGAUAAUAGGGACACUCAGACAAUGACAACACAGGAGUGUUGUGGUCUUUUGGGUUUGGGUUUUACUCUUUACUUAUCAUUGUCAUUUAUGGUUCAUUAGAUUUAUUCUAAGCUUA
Molecule: messenger RNA, 1823 nt
Organism: Poecile atricapillus (Black-capped chickadee)
Lineage: Eukaryota; Metazoa; Chordata; Aves; Passeriformes; Paridae
Product: gamma-aminobutyric acid receptor subunit beta-4
Exons: 9
Coding region: 219-1688 (489 amino acids)
Biological process (GO): signal transduction; regulation of membrane potential; chemical synaptic transmission
Cellular component (GO): synapse; membrane; neuron projection
Molecular function (GO): extracellular ligand-gated monoatomic ion channel activity; neurotransmitter receptor activity; GABA-A receptor activity
Source: RefSeq, a predicted model, not a curated record